Penicillium crustosum is the source of this 780-nucleotide messenger RNA. Its product is annotated as putative DNA repair protein Dds20/Mei5. NCBI's taxonomy places the organism in Eukaryota, Fungi, Ascomycota, Eurotiomycetes, Eurotiales, Aspergillaceae. Bases 1 to 780 code for a protein of 259 amino acids. The transcript is spliced from 2 exons. The record is from RefSeq and is a predicted model, not a curated record. Gene Ontology annotation, biological process: DNA recombination.
AUGGACAAGCCAUCUAGUAAACGUCGUCGCACCGACGCAGCUACCACUCUCUCAAAGCCGUUCAAGUCCCCACUACGCAGACCUGCACCAACAAAUACAGACGACACGCCAUCUAAGCCUGUCGCACUCAGGACUACCGAGGGCACCGAAGUCCCAGCGACUCCUACUAUACCUGUAGGGCCGAACUCAAUGUCGAAUUCACCAGAUCCGACAACAGCUCCAGUACCUCCUAAGCGCAAACGCGUGCUACAACUCUUUCCCCACUUCCCCUCACAAUCGUUCCAAACCUCCGACCCAGAGAUUCUAGAACUGCAAAAACAGCACCGAGAGAUCAAGUCGAAGGUUGACACACUCAUCAACGAACUCGAAAUAGCAACUCAGGCUCUCAACCUCGAGACUAACCCCAAAUACAUCGAGAUUCCAACUCUAAUCACGAAAUGGCGACUCGCCAGUCAGGACGCAGCCGAUGAGGUAUUUGUCGGUGCCAAGGAAAGGUUCAAUAGCAUGGGAGGGAUGGCGGCUUGGAAAGAGCGGUCGAAGCGUGAUACAACUCGAUGGGAUUUUGAUGAAGAGAAUCGUGAGCGGGAGCACGUUGAUGAGGAAGAGGAAGAUGUUGAGAAUUACGAUGAUGGUGACUAUUCUGGUCAUACAUCGAACAAGAAUAACGGCGAGGAGAGUCAGGAUCAGGAGUUCACAAUGGAGUUCAUGCUCAAGAGUCUGCAUGUUGAUCCUAAGUUGAUUGGAUAUGAUACAAAUGCUCAAAAAUGGAUCAAAAGCUGA